This is a messenger RNA of Fraxinus pennsylvanica, 2610 nucleotides long. NCBI's taxonomy places the organism in Eukaryota, Viridiplantae, Streptophyta, Magnoliopsida, Lamiales, Oleaceae. The record is from the annotation of a GenBank genome assembly.
AUGGGGAAUCCCGGAGAAAGGAUGACUCCGAUGCCUAGGUUGGUGGCGGUGGCAAUAGACAGGGAUAAAGGAAGCCAAAGUGCUUUGAAAUGGACUGUUGAUAAUCUUCUAGGCAAAGGCCACACCGUUGUUUUGGUCCAUGUUAGAGUUAAGCAAACAUCCUUGUCUACAUUGCCAUCUACGUCUAUCCCUAUCAUGUCUCCUAAUGAUCAUGCCAGUAGCCGCCUUGGGAACUUGUGCUGCCGAAGGUAUUCUCGUGGGAUCUUUUUCAGCAUGUCACAUUUUGUGUGCCAAGCUGCUGUUCCAUUGAUAGGGAGUUAUCUAGUUUCAGCAGCUAGUGCUGCUCUGUUCUGUGCGGACCUGAGCACGCCUUUUUGCCCCGGAGCCCAUAUUUUUGUCUACAGGUUGACUUUUUCCAAUGCCAGCUGUUUGAGACUCAAAAUCGGCUGGCCAAUCAUAGGGCCUAACUACACAAUGAUUUCUGAUAGUGGUCAAAAUGGAUCAACUAAUGCAGAUUCUGAUGCACAACUGAAGGAACUGUUCCUUCCUUUCCGUGUUUUUUGUACACGCAAGGACAUACAAUGCUGCGAUGUCGUGCUAGAUGACGCAGAUGUAGCUAGAGCAUUAUGUGAAUUUGUAAAACAGUCAGCAAUAGAUGUAUUGGUUCUUGGUGCAGCGGCAAAAGGCAGUAUCUUCAGAUUUAAAGCCAAAGACAUUCCUGGAACUGUAUUAAAAGGAGUUCCCGAUUAUUGUACUGUGUAUAUCAUCCACAAAGGAAAGAUUUCAACAACACGAGCUGCUUCCCGUCUAGCGCCAUCCAUCCUCACUCCACUUCGUAACCAGAUAAUGCUUCAGACCUGCAGCAAAUCUAUUGCAUCUGAGGCAUCAUUACCCUCCAGCAAUAAUUCCCGAAGUUCUAUUUCAGGGUCUUCAAGGCCAGGAUCUGAACCAUCUCCACAUUCCACGCAAAAUGAGGCAAACUUUAUCAAGUCACCGUUUACUCACAGGAAGGCCCCAAAUGGCAAACCAUAUGAACUCUCAGUGCCUGAUACAGACAUAUCCUUUGUCAGUUCUGGACGGCAAAGCAUUGAUAUGUUACCAUCAUUUGCUGACAGCUUAGAUAACAGUCUAACCCCUCCUCGGCUUUCAGGCUUCUCAGACAUAGAUAACCAAGGGUUAGACUCAUGGCAACUUGGGCGCAAAUCGGUAGGCACAGUAACCCCACCAGAAUUCUCAUCUGCCACACCUGAGAACGAUAAAUUUGGAGCACAGGCAAUGGAGGAAGCGGAAGCAGAGAUGAGAAGGUUAAAGCUGGAGCUCAAGCAAACAAUGGAUAUGUAUAGUACUGCCUGCAAGGAGGCUCUCUCAGCAAAAGAAAAGGCAAAAGAACUCCAGCGGUGGAAAAUAGAAGAGCAACGGAGGAUACAAGAGGCUAGGUUAGCUGAAGAAGCUGCAGUGGCACUUGCAGAAAAGGAAACAGCCAAGUCCAGGGCAGCCCUUGAGCAUGCUGAAGCAUCUCAAAGAAUAGCGGAGCUGGAGUCGCAAAAGAGAAUCAAUGCAGAAAUGAAAGUACUAAAAGAAUCAGAAGAGAAGGGUAAGGUACUAAUCUCUCUGGGACAAUCAGAUUUCAGGUACAGGAGAUACUCAAUUGAGGAGAUUGAAGCUGCAACAGAAUAUUUUUCAAAAUCUCGAAAGAUUGGUGAAGGAGGUUAUGGACCGGUAUACAAGUGCCAUCUGGACCAUACCCCCGUAGCAGUUAAAGUCCUUCGCCCUGACGCUACUCAUGGAAGAUCACAGUUUCAGCAGGAGGUUGAAAUAUUAAGUUGCAUACGGCACCCCCAUAUGGUCCUUCUUCUAGGAGCCUGCCCUGAGUAUGGUUGCUUAGUAUAUGAAUUCAUGUCCCAUGGAAGCUUAGAAGACCGCUUAUUCCAACGCGGAAACACCCCACCUCUGUCUUGGCAGCACAGGUUCCGAAUUGCAGCUGAAAUUGGCACUGGCCUGCUUUUCCUCCAUCAGACCAAGCCGGAGCCCCUUGUACAUCGGGAUCUGAAACCUGCCAAUAUCCUGCUUGAUCGUAACUAUGUAAGUAAGAUUAGUGAUGUUGGCUUGGCCAGGCUUGUCCCUCCAUCUGUGUCAGAUAGUGUCACUCAAUAUCGGAUGACAUCCACUGCUGGAACUUUCUGCUACAUAGAUCCAGAGUAUCAGCAAACGGGAAUGCUUGGUGUAAAAUCUGAUAUAUACUCCCUGGGAAUCAUAUUCUUGCAGCUUCUUACGGGGAAGCCACCAAUGGGUCUGACUCAUCACGUUGAAAGAGCUAUUGAGAAAGGAACCUUCCGUGAUAUGCUGGAUCCAGCUGUACCUGAUUGGCCCUUUGAAGAGGCCCUAAGAUUUGCUAAAUUAGCACUCAAGUGUUCUGAAUUAAGAAGGAAAGACAGACCAGAUCUUGUUAAUGUUGUCCUGCCAGAACUGAACAAACUGAGAGAGCUUGCAGAAGAUAAUGAGUCCAACUCAAUGCCAUUCAGUGCAGCUCCCUUGGCCAGCCAUAGUCAAGUUUCUGUGUCUAAAGACUUUAGUUAUCCACCUUCUGCACGAUCAAGCAUGGGGAGCUGA